Molecule: messenger RNA, 456 nt
Organism: Symbiodinium natans
Lineage: Eukaryota; Dinophyceae; Suessiales; Symbiodiniaceae
Source: the annotation of a GenBank genome assembly
AUGCAGUGCCCGAACUGCCGCCUCACAGCGACGCAGAUUGUGCGGCUUUUUGGGGUAACUGGGGACGAGCCGUGUCCCCUGUGCCUUGAGGAGAAGGACGGCGUCGUGGCCCUGGUCCCAUGCGGCCACACGUUCUGCGCGUCCUGCGCAGAUGACCUGGCCGCGCACACGACGGGGCGUGCGGAGCCAGCGCGACCGGUGACACCGGCAGAGGACCUGCCAUUCCUUGCGCCCGAGGUGCCGCGAGAGAUUGCGGUCGACGUCCACUUCUGGUGGCUUGGUCGCUGCGUCGUGUGGACCACCUUGGUGCGGAGAUUUUGCGACGAGGUGGUCCUGGUGGACGGGGACACAAUGAUGCCUGCCCAGUUGGGCAACUGGGCUGUGUCACCUCCCACGCCAGUUGGCCAAUGGCUGCAAGAGUUUCGGUACAGUCUGCGCUGGGAGGUUGCGUGUUGA